UUUAAGAAAAAAUAUAUAUUCUAUGGCUAAUAAUAUUUUAUAUACGUUUAAACUGCUCUUGACUUUUCUCUAUAUAGUCUUUGUUAGCUCAGAGACUAAUAAGCAGCACAAAAAUGAAGAUGAAAAGUAUUCGGAAGAAUCUAAUGCUUUGUUAUCAGAUAUUCCUAUCAAUAAACUUGGGAAAUAUUCAAAUAUUAAAAUGUUUUCACUUAUUGACAUGCUUUCUGGAUUUACUACGGAAGUUAAUGAUAUUCAGAAAUGGGCAGAAGAUUAUUAUUCAUCUAUUUUUUAUGAUGAAAACGUAGAUAUAAGAGCUGCAGCUAGAGAAUAUAUUCAGACAAAGCUUUCAGAAUCUAAUGAUUGGAAAGUGAUAGAACGCAAAUCAUUUCCAAAUCAUAAAUUUCAUGUUCGUAAAGCAUCUUUAAGUUUAGAUACAGUUGUUCAGUAUUCCGGAUAUAUUAGUUUUGAAGAUAAACAUUUAUAUUAUUAUUUCUUUGAAUCAAGGUCUUCUCCCUUAAAAGAUCCUCUUGUUUUAUGGCUAGAAGGCGGACCAGGAUGUUCAUCUCUUUUUGGUCUUUUUUUUACAAUAGGCCCUUCGAAGUAUGAUCAAAAAGAUAAUUAUGUUUACUAUAAUCCUUGGUCAUGGAAUCAUCGUUCUUCUUUGAUUUUUUUGGAUCAGCCGGUAGAUGUCGGGUUUUCAUAUUCUGAUAAUCAAAAAGUUUCAUCAACGGCACAUGCAUCAUGGAAUUUUUACAUAUUUAUGAUUUUAUUUUUUACAGCAUUUCCUCAAUAUUCUCAUCUAGAUUUUCACAUGGCGGGUCAAAGUUAUGCUGGUCAUUAUCUUCCAAUUUUUGCUUCUGAAAUUGCACAAUAUAGAAAAUAUCCAUUAAACUUAACUGAUAUUCCUGCAUCGUUAGAAAGGCUUCCAGAAAUCAAUAUUAAAUCAAUUAUGAUAGGAAAUGGGAUUGUUGAUCCAUAUAAUCAAAUGCCAUAUGUUUAUUAUGUUGGAUGCGAUUCAUCUCCAUGGGGGAGGAUGUUAUCUAAAGAACAGUGCAAAGCCAUGAGGCAUUCUAUACCUAAAUGUCGCUAUUUUCUAGAACUCUGCGGAGAAUUCUCUUCAUGUGAAUGUACAUGUUUUAGUUCUAUAACUGCUUGCAAUACUUUUUUUUUAGAACCAUUUUUAAUGAGAAGUAUAAAUUUAUAUGAUCGCCGUACAAAAUCAGAAGGAGAUAUUGAUGAAGAAUAUAAAAAUUUUUCUAAUUUUAUAAAUCAAAACAAAGAUUUUUUUAAUGCUACAUCUAAAUAUAUUUUUUGCAAUUUUAAUGUAACCGACAGAUUCCACAAAAAAGGAGAACUAUCAGAAUCUGUUGUUUUUUUUAUUAAGUUAUUACUUAUAAAUAAUAUUAAGGUAUUGAUUUUCUCCGGAGAUCAAGAUAUUAUUUGUAAUUGGUAUGGAACUGCUUCAUGGGUUCAUAAAAUGAAAUGGAAUGGUUCUAAAGAGUUUAAUAAUUUAGACUUUAGAACAUGGUCUCUCAAAAGAAAGUUAGGAAACAAAUUAAAAGGAACAAUAGCUGGACAAGUCAAACACCAUUCUGGAUUAACGCUGCUUCGAGUACGUGAUGCAGGGCAUUCUGUUGGCGAAACACAGCCAGAAUAUAAUUUUGAAAUGUAUUUAAGAUGGAUGCAAGGUGAUUAUGCAUUUGAGGAUUAAUUUUAAUUACGAAAUAUUUAUUUAUACUAUUUUUAAUACUCAUUCAUUCGAAACUAAAUUAUUAAAAAUUUUUACUAAAUGUAUACACCUGGAUUCUUAUUUUUCAAUUGCUUGUCCUUAGUUUUUAUUUAGAUUAUUUUUAUUAUUAAAAAUAAUUUUGUUUUAACC
This is a messenger RNA of Pneumocystis murina B123, 1879 nucleotides long. RefSeq lists its product as hypothetical. NCBI's taxonomy places the organism in Eukaryota, Fungi, Ascomycota, Pneumocystomycetes, Pneumocystales, Pneumocystaceae. Gene Ontology annotation, biological process: proteolysis. The transcript has 7 exons. Gene Ontology annotation, cellular component: fungal-type vacuole. The record is from RefSeq and is a predicted model, not a curated record. Gene Ontology annotation, molecular function: serine-type carboxypeptidase activity. Bases 23 to 1711 code for a protein of 562 amino acids.